CGCCUUUCCAAUGACAUCGCGCGUCAGCGAUCCGAAGUCUCACGACCAGCAAUCCAGGCACCCGUAGCCUGCCUGGACCUCAACGCCAGUCCGGAACGAGGGAGGUUGCAGACUUCAAAGAAAGGUUACUUUGGGGUCACAAUCUCCCCCUAAAGCUAGAACUACAACCUACUAAACGCUUGAUCAACAAUUCGUCGUUCUCGCCGCCGCCAUGCCUGACAUUCGGAAUUUCUUCAGUGCCAAGGGCAGCGCGCCGCCUCCAAAGCCUGCACCCAAGAAAGAAGCUGAGGCAGCGAAAAAGCCCCGUGGUAAAGGGCGCAAGGUCAUUGAGGACAGUGACGAGGAUGAAGUUGUCGAUACACAGCCUGUGUCACUGACCAUGUUCAGUGCGCCGGCCGAGGUAAAAGGGGAAGAGACGACUGCUGCGAAGUAUUUUGCAUCGUCCAAACCGAAGUCUGAGACUACUCCAGCUACGCCCAAGGCCGUAUCCAAGACACGUGCAACCCCCGGACCCGAGCUCCGUGUGAGCCCAAGGACCAAGCCUGCUGCACCGAAGCCGGCCCCAGAACCGGCCAAGACGACGCAAAAUGGCCCCAAAAAGAAGCCCGUCACCGCAUACAAGCAGCACGACCGGGAUGAUGACGAUGCAUUCCUAGAUGAUGAUGAGGAUGCCGGGGACGACGUCUUUACUGCCGACAUCAAGGGACGCAACAAGAGGAAGAACGACGAGUAUGUCGAAGAAGAUAGUGAUGAAGAGCUGCUCCCUAAGCCUAAGCGAGUGGCUUCCCGGGCCAGCAAGCCCGUCCAGGCCGAAUCUGACGAGGAUACCAAGCCCGCGAGGGGAGUCGGCAAGAAACCUGCACCGAGCAAAAAGCGCAAAUCACCCGCGUCAGAUAGCGAGGAGGAGGGCGAAGAGGAUAAGGAGGCCCCGGCCGAGCCCGACGAUAUCAAGGCCAUCCUUGACAGCGUCCCUACGGUCGAGGCGCCUGAAGCUCCGCCAAAAGACCCCGACGCCAAGUUUGACUGGCGAAAGGCUGCCGCUGCGGGCGGCAACACUGGGCCGCCUCCCAUGGCUGGCGCUGCGGAAAUCCCAGAAGGCGCGGAGAACUGUCUAACGGGGAAGACAUUCGUCUUCACGGGCCUCCUGAAGACAAUCGGCCGAGAGGAGGCGCAAGCCCUUGUCAAACGGUACGGUGGCAAGGUUACCGGCGCCCCAAGCGGCAAGACGGACUUUGUUGUUCUUGGUGACGAUGCCGGCCCCAGCAAGCUCAGGAAGAUCAAGGAACAUGGGAUCAAGACUAUCGAUGAGGAGGGCCUUUUCUACCUCAUCAAGACCAUGCCAGCUCAUGGCGGCAGCGGUCUUGGUGCGGAGAAGGCCAAGCAAAAGCAGCAGGAGGAAGAGAGGAAAGCCCGCGAGGAAGCCGCUCGCAUGGAGAAGGAGGAGCAAGCCCGGAAGGCGGAAGCGGAGAAGGCUGCCAAGAGAGCCGCCGCUGCCCGUGGUGGGCCUGCUCCUGCUCCGUUACCGUCUCAGGUCCUCUCCCAGCUGUGGACAAGCAAAUAUGCUCCCACCCAACUCAGCCAGAUCUGCGGGAACAAGGCACAGGUGGAACGUAUCCAGUCGUGGCUCCGCAACUGGCCCAAAUCUCGCAAGUAUGACUUCCAGAAGAGGGGUGCGGAUGGAAUGGGCGGAUAUCGCGCGGUCAUCAUCUCGGGACCGCCGGGCAUUGGGAAGACCACAGCAGCGCACCUGGCUGCCAAGCUGGAAGGGUACGAUGUCAUCGAGAGCAACGCGAGUGACACGCGGAGCAAGAAGCUUGUGGAGGACGGGGUCAGCGAUGUGAUGAACAAUACGUCGCUGCUCGGCUAUUUUGCAGGCGAUGGCAAGAAGGUCGACGCCUCCAAGAAGAAGAUCGUCCUUAUCAUGGACGAGGUCGACGGCAUGUCAGCAGGUGACCGGGGCGGUGUUGGCGCGCUUGCCAAGUUCUGCAAGAAGACCGACGUUCCUCUCAUCUUGAUCUGCAACGAGCGCAGACUGCCCAAGAUGAAGCCUUUCGACCACGUCGCUUUUGACAUCAAGUUCCAGCGGCCCACUGUAGACCAGAUCCGGUCGAGAAUCAUGACCAUCUGCCACAGAGAAGGCAUGAAAAUGCCACCGCCGGUGGUCAACGCACUUAUUGAGGGCAGUGGAAAGGACAUCCGGCAAAUCAUCAACAUGCUGUCGACCGCCAAGCUAGACCAGUCGACGAUGGACUACGACCAGAGCAAGGCAAUGACCAAGGCCUGGGAGAAGAACGUCGUGCUGAAGCCCUGGGAUAUCUGCCAGAAGAUGAUCGGGGGCGGCCUCUUCAGCCCGGCGAGCAAGUCGACGCUGAACGACAAGAUUGAGCUCUACUUCCACGACCACGAGUUCAGCUUUUUGAUGAUCCAGGAGAACUAUCUGCGGUCAAAGCCGGCGGUUCUGCACGGGAAGGGCUACCACCCCAGGGAGCUGAAUCUCAAGUAUCUGGAGCUGGUUGACCAGGCGGCUGAAAGUAUCAGCGACGGAGACCUGGUCGACCGCAUGAUACAUGGGCCGCAGCAGCACUGGAGCUUGAUGCCCACGCACGCCGUCUUCAGCACCGUGAGGCCGUCGAGCUUCAUCGCCGGUGCGUUUACAGAACAGCCGACGUUUACAACUUGGCUCGGCAACAAUAGCAAGUACGGCAAGCUGAACCGCUUUGUGCGCGAGAUCCACUCGCACAUGCGUCUCAAAUCGUCUGGCGACCACAACGAAGUCAGACAGCAGUAUCUGCCUCUCCUCUGGCACCAGCUGAUCAAGCGGCUGGAGAUUGAGGGCAAGGAGGCGGUGCCGGAUGUCAUCGAUCUCAUGGACAGCUAUUACCUCACUCGCGAGGACUUUGAUUCGAUCAAGGAACUCGGAGUGGGGCCCCAGUCGGAGGAGACGGUCAACCUCGAAACACAGACCAAGGCGACUUUUACUCGAAUGUACAAUGCCGCAUCUCAUCCGGUGCCGUUCAUGAAGGCGAGCAGCGUGAUAGCGCCGCCGAAGCUCAGCAAGGAUGUGCCAGACAUUGAGGAUGCGCUUGAGGAGGAAGACGAGAACGAUGUUGUCGAGCCUGCUGACGCCGAUGUGGACGAGGAGCUCGACCUCAAGGGAGACAAGUACAUCAAGCAGCCCAAGGCUAAGAAGAAGACGGCCGCCAAGAAAACGGCCAAGGCUGAUGAGGAGGACGACGAUGUUGACGACGGUGACAAGCCGGCGAAGGCCAAGGGCAAGGGGGCCAUCCGGGGCCGGGGCAGGGCAAAGAAAACGUAGUUGGGGAUAUACUCUCCAUCUCUCCAUUUUUGGGCUGGCGCGUAUAUUGACUAACUUGGGCGGCUGCAACCUAUUAGCAUACUAUAUUCAAGGGGCUAAGUACUCCCAUUAUUAGAAGGCGUCGCAUCAGAUUGCCUUAGCCGGGAGUCGCGAGUGAUCAUCAAUGAAAAUAGUUGGUGUCAUUCCAACCACUUGAAGCUCCUCCUUACUCCCUCCCAGGUGACGGAUUGAGCGUUCCGUCCUAUCCCAAGGCACAUCAGGACUUCCGUGAACUUGACCCUACCGAGGUACAAUACGCCCUACUUGAUGAGAGGUUAUGAAUCCCCUUAUCGCGUUUUUGACGGGCGACUAAGCUGGAAAGUCGCAUGCCGCGUGAAGAACGCAUCUGGCUACUUGAAAAGGAGAGAGGGUCUUUUGGGACUAUAAGGCUCGGUCCGAUAGUACUAUA
Chaetomium strumarium is the source of this 3764-nucleotide messenger RNA. RefSeq names its product replication factor RFC1 C terminal domain-containing protein. The transcript is spliced from 5 exons. The coding region runs from base 212 to 3316 and encodes 1034 amino acids. Gene Ontology annotation, cellular component: DNA replication factor C complex; nucleus. The record is from RefSeq and is a predicted model, not a curated record. Gene Ontology annotation, biological process: DNA replication; DNA repair. NCBI's taxonomy places the organism in Eukaryota, Fungi, Ascomycota, Sordariomycetes, Sordariales, Chaetomiaceae. Gene Ontology annotation, molecular function: ATP hydrolysis activity; DNA binding; ATP binding.